AUGUCCAGCAAGAGUGAAAGCGUCCGCGUAUGUGUACGCAUUCGUCCACUCAGCACCAAGGAGGUGCAAGAUGGCCGGACGUACAUUGUCCACGCCAGCCCAGCACAGGGCGAAAUUUCGCUCUCCAAUCCGGAAGCAGACGCCAGGGAGCCUCCCAAGAAAUUUACAUUUGACGCUGCUAUCCCACCUGAAAACUCACAGCAAGACGUGUACGCGCAAGCGGCCACCGACAUCGUCGAGUCGGUCGUCAACGGCUUCAAUGGAACCAUCUUCGCCUACGGUCAAACGGGCGCUGGCAAGUCACACACGAUGGAGGGAUACUCGGAACCGCCCGAGGCUAAAGGUAUUAUCCCCAACUCGUUCUCUCACAUCUUCGACCGUAUCGCUGCGGAGGCCGACAACAAACAAUUUAUGGUCUACGCGUCAUAUCUCGAGAUCUACAACGAAGAGAUCCGAGAUCUCCUCGCUCCCGACCCGAAGAACCGUCUAGAACUCAAAGAAACGGUGGACGCCGGAGUCUUCGUGAAGGAUCUGACGUCUCGCCAAGUUGCAGCCGCCGCUGAGAUCGACGCUGUCAUGCAGCAAGGGAAGAAGAAUCGCAGUGUCGGAGCCACACUCAUGAACCAGACGUCUUCGCGCUCGCAUUCCAUGUUCACUAUUACAGUUGAAGCCUUAUCUGUAGCACAGUCCGAGGCCAACGGCAAGCCUCAUAUCUGUGUGGGUAAGCUGAACCUCGUCGAUCUUGCCGGUAGCGAGCGACAGGCCAAGACCGGAGCCACUGGAGACCGCAUGAAAGAAGCGACGAAGAUCAACUUGAGUCUCUCGGCGUUAGGCAACGUCAUCUCUGCGCUCGUAGACGGGAAAUCUCAGCAUAUCCCGUACCGUGACUCGAAGCUCACGCGGUUGCUUCAAGACUCUCUUGGAGGCAAUGCGAAGACUGUCAUGAUUGCCAACUGUGGUCCAGCAGACUACAACUACAACGAAACGUUGUCCACGCUCCGGUACGCGAAUCGCGCCAAGAACAUUAAGAACAAACCGAAGAUUAAUGAAGAUCCGAAAGAUGCCAAGAUUCGAGAAUACCAGGAGAAAAUUAAGGAACUACGCGAAGCGCUGGCUGCUCAGGAGAAGAACGGGCCGGUUGCAUCUGGUGCGGAGGGGAAAGCCUUUUCAAAAGACGGUGGCUCUGCUGUCGUUCCUCAAAUUGUAGAGCGAAUCGUAGAGAAGACCGUGGUGAAGCGUGAAGGUGUGAGUGAGGAGGUCCUAAGGAAACUGGAAGAAGAUGCACGACGUGAAAAGCGUGAGCUCAAACAGAAGGCGCAAGAGGAGAUGAAGGCUUUACUUGCCGCUCAAUCGCGAACCGAAGAGGAACGAGACCAACUGGAGCGUGAACUGCAGUCUCAAGCGCAGCAGAAAGAAGUCAUGUCCAAGCAGAAGGACGAAAUGGUCAGCCAACUCGAGGCUCUGGAGCACAAACUCAUCUCCGGUGGACGCGUACUGGAUAAAGCUGCCAAGCAGGAACGUCAGCUGCGUGAGGCCCAAGCUCGCGUCGAAGCUCAAAAGCGUCAGGAACUGCAACUCGCGCGAGAGCUGGCGGAGAAGGAAGACUCGAACGUGCUGCUGGAAGAGCAGUACACGACGCUACAAGACGCUGUCGAUGACAAGACGAAGAAACUUAAGAAGCUCUGGGCCAAGCACAAGGCAGCCACCACCGAGAUCGAGGACCUUAAAGUCGAGUUCCAAGCUGAGAAGGAAGAUAUGCUGGACACGGUGCGAGAACUCACGCGUCAACUUAAGCUCAAACAUUUACUAUUGAGCCACUUUGUGCCUCUGGAUGAAGCGCAAAGUCUUGAGAAAAGAGCUCGAUACGACGCGGACCACGACGCCUGGCAAGUCAGUCGUCUAGAGACAAAACCGUCGUCUCUCCGUCCUAAACGUCCCAUUUCUCGUCGCGGUGCCCGACGCAUUGAGAGCGAGUACGCGAGACGCAACCGACUCAUUGAUCCGCUUAAUGUGCGUUGGCGCAGUGAUAAUGUGGUGCAACUGGACUUGGAGAUGCCAGAGCGCCGUACUCGCGACUUUGAGCCAGCGAAUGGAGCUGGAUGUGCCAUCAGCAUGGACUAUUGGCUUGAGCGCGUUGGUGUCGCGUCGGAGAAUGAUGUAGAGAUCAUGUUCGCCAACGAAGUAGAAGUUGCUCCUAGCAAAGAAAAGUAUCCAUCAGCAUCGAAUGGGGGGAGCAAAGAGAGCAAGGACGGAGCUAAGAAAGUGCCGAGCUCUAGUGGAGCAGACGACAAGAGUAAGAAGAGUGCAACCAAGAGACCUGCCACAGCGAGCCGCCGCCGUCGAGAGGCCAAGGAUGAAUGA
This is a messenger RNA of Phytophthora infestans T30-4, 2361 nucleotides long. RefSeq names its product kinesin-like protein. Gene Ontology annotation, molecular function: ATP binding; microtubule binding; microtubule motor activity. NCBI's taxonomy places the organism in Eukaryota, Oomycota, Peronosporomycetes, Peronosporales, Peronosporaceae. The transcript is spliced from 2 exons. The coding region runs from base 1 to 2361 and encodes 786 amino acids. Gene Ontology annotation, biological process: microtubule-based movement. The record is from RefSeq and is a predicted model, not a curated record.